Molecule: messenger RNA, 2800 nt
Organism: Oncorhynchus keta (chum salmon)
Lineage: Eukaryota; Metazoa; Chordata; Actinopteri; Salmoniformes; Salmonidae
Product: endothelin receptor type B-like
Exons: 8
Coding region: 469-1752 (427 amino acids)
Biological process (GO): regulation of blood pressure; enteric nervous system development; vasoconstriction
Cellular component (GO): membrane
Molecular function (GO): endothelin receptor activity
Source: RefSeq, a predicted model, not a curated record
GUGCUCAAGGACUUAAAGUUGUCCGACUGCGGUCUGCGCACGGAGCCAGUAGGGUAACGGGACCAGGAAAGGAUAGAAGUCUGUACCAUGAAAUUGGAGCAAUGACCAAAGACAUUUUGAUUCAUUUUCUAUAGCCUUUUGGGCUAUUUUACCUGUUGUUUUUUGUUUUUUUGGUCUCACUGAGAUGUAAAACAUCUAUUUCAACUCUAGACGUAGCAGAGCACACAUGCCAUCAACUACCGGACAAGGAUCAACAUCAAAACAUCAUGUGGACAUGGGAAGAGAAUUGAUGCGUUUGGACAAGAUGACCAUGACAUAAAAUUGGAAUAUUUCUGUUUUUGUCCCCGUAACCAUUACUGUCGGGGAAGUCGUUUUCAACCGUUCUAUUCUCAACUGGGAGAGUCGGCCUGCCAAAGAAAACUGUUACUCAAGGCAUCUUAAGAGAAGCAUUUCUCCAUCUUGCAGCCAAUGAGAGAUCCGGGAUUGAUUAUGACGAAGACCUUGUUCAUCUGUUUCCCGCUGGUUCUCCUGGCGGGACGUCUCCUCGUGGUCACCGGACAAGCCAACGAGCCCAACCAACCAGAAGCCCCGCCGCCCGCCACACAGACAUCAGUCGUCUCUGGUAGAGAGAGCCCGGCGAGGUUCAACGCCAAUGUCUCCGCCCCUCGGCACAUGCGGCCUUCGCCGCCGAUGUGCUUGGGGCCUACCGAGAUCAGAGACACAUUUAAGUACAUCAACACUGUGGUGUCGUGUCUCGUGUUCGUCGUCGGUAUUAUCGGGAACUUCACGCUCCUCAGAAUCAUCUACAAGAACAAGGGCAUGCGCAAUGGCCCCAAUAUUCUCAUCGCCAGCCUGGCGCUGGGAGACCUGCUGCACAUUGUGAUCGAUAUUCCCAUCAAUGUGUACAAGCUCCUAGCCGAGGACUGGCCGUUUGGUGUAGGUCUGUGUAAACUAGUGCCGUUUGUCCAGAAAGCUUCAGUGGGCAUUACUGUGCUGAGCUUGUGUGCUCUGAGCAUCGACAGGUACCGCGCCGUAGCGUCGUGGAACCGUAUUAAGGGGAUCGGUGUUCCCAAGUGGACGGCUAUAGAGAUCGCACUCAUCUGGCUGCUGUCCAUACUGCUGGCGGUCCCCGAGGCUAUAGCCUUCGACAUGCUCGCCAUGGACUACAAGGGAGAGCACCUCCGCAUCUGUCUGCUACACCCCAUGCAGAAAUCAGACUUUAUGAGUUUCUAUAAGUCCGCUAAGGACUGGUGGCUGUUCAGUGUGUAUUUCUGCCUCCCUCUGGCCGUCACCGCCGUCUUCUACACCCUGAUGACUUGUGAGAUGCUGAGGAAGAAGAACGGAGUCCAGAUCACCCUGAGUGACCAUCUCAAACAGAGGCGAGAGGUGGCUAAGACAGUGUUCUGCCUGGUGCUGGUGUUUGCUCUAUGCUGGCUGCCCCUCCAUCUCAGCCGCAUCCUCAAGCUCACCAUCUACGACGAGAAGGACCCCAACCGCUGUGAACUGCUCAGUUUCUUCCUGGUGCUAGACUACAUUGGGAUCAACAUGGCGUCUCUUAACUCCUGCAUCAACCCCAUCGCUCUCUACAUGGUCAGCAAGCGUUUCAAGAGCUGCUUCAGGUCAUGCCUGUGUUGCUGGUGUCUGCCAGCGGAGAUGUUGAUUGAUGAGAAGCAGUCCUGUAUGAAGCUCAAAGUCACAGACCGGACCGACCAGAGCAACUCACGUGCUACUAACAAGUACACUUCAGCAUGAGAGGGGUUCCCGCGCACUCAAUGAAGUCUCGUAUUAGUGCUCGAAAGGACUAAUUGAAGAUCAGUCAUGUGACCUGAUCCUGACCGAAACCAUUAUGAGAUGGCCAUAAAAUGUGUCCUAAGAAGUGCCCUUACUCAGUAGAUGUAGUUUUAAACCGCCAGGGGAAAAUAAGUGCCCUAAAGGAUCCAGCGAAGUCUCCUCUGAUUGGAGGAAGAAGUACUCAAAUGUACUUAAACCCACAAGUGUUGCGGACAGGGGUUUUGGUUCAGAAUAAACUGUCAAAUCGCCAGAAAUUCAGCUAGAAAUUAGUUUACUUUAUGAAAAUCUGUUAAUUUAGGAAAUCUGUUCUCAAAGAUUUCCCACAAAUACAUCUUAAAAAGAGUCUCAAUGUAAUUCAAGAUAUGAAAUUACAAUUUGGGCUUAGUUGUGGUCAGUUUGCAGUGUACAAAUGAUGAUCCAGACCCCCGACCAUCCGCUACGACAAAAAUGGUCCCGCGGCUGAAUCUAGUUGUCUACCCCUGGUCGAGAAUGUUUAGCUGGGAGACUGUUGAUGGAGAAGAGGAUCAUUUGGGGAAAGACGAGUGGAGGGAUAGAUAUUAGUAUUAUUGAUGAUGAAUGGCACAACAUCGGAUUUUGUCAUAUUGUGGAGAAAUGACACUGCCGGUUGUGACUCCCCCUGGUUAUUACCUCUAUAGGAAUGUUCAUAAGGUACACGACAUCAGGCAAACCCAAAGGGGCUGUGGCAGAGGCGUCAUAGUGAAAAUGCCUGAGGUUGAGACAUAGGGAACGUUAUAUGAACAUAGCAAGAAGGUUGAAAUAUUGUACUGUAUAAUAUAUGUGCGGCUUUUUUAACAUAUCCUGUAUACUACUCUGAAUUCAAGGACUUCAGAAUGAAUUCGUUUUCACGCCUUUGCUAAAUUGCUUUUACACUAUGUGAUAUUGCUAGGAUUUGACUUGGAUAGUUUGCUAUGGCAUCUUUGAAUGUUUUGACUUCACGUUCUGUAUUGCUCCUAGGAUUGAUCUGUUUCUCAUUAAACUGCUGAUCUGA